Messenger RNA from Colletotrichum truncatum, 3018 nucleotides. Its product is annotated as ATP-dependent RNA helicase DHX8 (helicase associated domain-containing protein). Gene Ontology annotation, cellular component: catalytic step 2 spliceosome; intracellular anatomical structure. NCBI's taxonomy places the organism in Eukaryota, Fungi, Ascomycota, Sordariomycetes, Glomerellales, Glomerellaceae. Gene Ontology annotation, molecular function: RNA binding; ATP binding; helicase activity. The record is from RefSeq and is a predicted model, not a curated record.
AUGGCGUCGAAGAAGUACGCCUUCCUCCCGAUGGAGGACGACGAGGUCGGCCCCACGAAAGUGGUCAAGGAAAAGAAGAAGCACAAGUCGCGCCACCGUGAUCGCUCGCAUGACAGAGACAGGGACCGCAGUCGUGAUCGUGGCGAAAGGACGUCCCGGCGUCGCUCGCGCGAACGAUCUCCCGCUCGCCCUUCCAAACAGUACCGUAAAAGAGACACGGACCACGAUGACAGGUGGGCGGACGAGGAGCCGCCCUCAGAUGACGAUGUUGAUGGUAACGACGACGAGCCUGAUUUCCAAGAGUCGGCGUCGAAGCGCGUCAAGCUCAGCCACGACGACCGCGAACGAGAUCGAGACGAAGACUUGUCGGACGGUGCGCGCGAGGAGCUGGAGCGCCAGCGGGAUAUCGAAGAGCGAGAGGCGUUUGCGAAACGGUUGAAGGAUAAGGAUGACAAGAGGUCCAAGGGCACAGAGAGCAGGAGGAUGCCGGAGGGCUCGGACCGCAAGGCGACGAUGGAGGAGCUGAGGAUGAAGAGUCGACAGUCGUACCUUGGAAAGAGAGAGGCCGAGAAGCUUGCUCUGCUGCGGAAACAAGUCGCCGAGGAGACGGCGGAACUGAGGAGCGGCGCGCGGCUGUCUGAACGAGAAAAGGCCGAGUUUGCCAAGAACCGUGAAGUCUUGCGGUUGGCGGAGGAGCGACUCAAGAUCGACGACCACAAGGACGGGUACUACAUACCGGAGGACUACAUCACCGAGAAGGGCAAAAUCGACAAGAAGAGAAAGGAGGACGCCAUGUACAAGAGAUACGUGGAAAAGGACGAGUACGGCCAGGAGAAGUUCGUCACAGAGCACGAGGAGUGGGAAAGGGAGCAAGCCACCAAGGCCAAGGCGCAGAUUCAGAGGUCCGAGAGGGAAAACGACGACUACUCCUAUGUUUUGGAUGAGGAGCAGUACAUCCAGUGGAAUCUGGGGUCAAGUUUGCCAGGCGAGGGCAAGCUGACCAAGGAGCAGCAGUUUUUGGCGGCACAAAUUGAGGCCGCCGAGAAGAAGCAACUCUCGAUUCAGGAAACGAGAAAGAGUUUGCCCAUUUACCAAUAUCGGGACGACUUCCUCAACGCCAUCAACGAGCAUCAAAUUCUUGUCAUUGUUGGAGAGACGGGUUCCGGAAAGACGACACAGUUACCGCAGUACCUUCACGAGGCCGGAUACACCAAGAAUGGCCUAAAGGUUGGAUGUACGCAACCCCGUCGUGUUGCGGCCAUGAGUGUCGCGGCGCGUGUGGCGGAUGAAGUGGGCGUCAAGGUCGGCCAGGAAGUCGGUUACUCGAUUCGUUUCGAGGAUAAUACCAGCGACAAGACUAUCUUGAAGUAUAUGACUGACGGCAUGUUGCUGAGAGAGUUUAUGACGGAGCCUGACCUGGCCGGAUAUUCGGCCAUCAUGAUUGACGAAGCUCACGAGAGAACAGUCCACACAGAUAUCCUGUUGGCCCUGGUCAAGGAUUUGGCAAGGGAACGACCCGACCUCAAGCUGCUCAUCUCCUCCGCUACGAUGAACGCUGAGAAGUUUGCGGCGUAUUUCGACGAUGCCCCAAUCUACAACAUCCCAGGCCGAAGAUACCCAGUAGAUAUCUACUACACACCGGCACCGGAAGCCAACUACCUGGCGGCAGCAAUCACCACUGUGUUUCAAAUUCACACGACGCAAGGCAAGGGCGAUAUCCUCGUGUUCCUGACAGGACAGGACGAAAUCGACUCCGCUGAGCAGCAGAUAGCCGACACGGCGAAAAAGCUAGGGAGCCGCAUCAAGGAGCUGGUUAUCUGCCCCAUUUACGCCAACUUACCCUCCGAACUUCAAGCCAAGAUUUUCGAGCCGACGCCCGAAGGCGCCCGCAAAGUCGUCCUGGCCACCAACAUCGCCGAGACAAGUUUGACCAUCGACGGCAUCGUCUACGUCAUCGACCCUGGCUUCGUUAAGGAGAAUGUCUACAACCCGGCUACGGGCAUGGAGAACCUCGUCGUCACGCCCUGCUCACGAGCGUCCGCCAACCAGCGGAGUGGUCGCGCAGGUCGUGUCGGUCCCGGCAAGUGCUUCCGUCUGUACACCAAGUUCGCCUACAUGAACGAGAUGGACGAGUCCCCGAUGCCCGAAAUCCAACGUACCAACCUCAACGGCGUGGUGCUGCAACUGAAAUCGCUCGGCAUCAACGAGCUGCUCGACUUCGAGUUCAUGGACCCGCCUCCGACGGAAGCCCUUAUCGGCGCCCUCAACAACCUCUUUGCGCUCCAGGCGCUCAACCAUAAGGGCGAGCUCACGAAAAUGGGCCGACAGAUGGCCGAGUUCCCGACGGACCCGAUGCUUGCCAAGGCCGUCCUCGCCGCGGACAAGGAGGGCUGCGUGGAAGAAGUGCUCUCCGUCGUGUCCAUGCUCAGCGAGGCGUCGGCGCUCUUCUUCCGGCCCAAGGACAAGAAGAUUCACGCCGACAGCGCGAGAGCGCGGUUCACCGUCAAGGAGGGCGGCGACCACCUCACACUCCUCAACAUCUGGAACCAGUGGGUCGACAGCGAUUACUCGCCCAUUUGGUCUCGCGAGAACUUCCUCCAGCAGCGCUCCCUCACGCGCGCGCGUGACGUACGAGACCAGCUCGCGAAGCUUUGCGAGCGAGUCGAAGUCACCCCAUCAACAUGCGGCUCCAGCAACCUACCGCCCAUCAAGCGCGCCCUGACGGCGGGCUUCUUCCCCAACGCGGCCCGCCUCCAGCGCAGCGGCGACAGCUACCGCACCGUCAAGAAGAACGCCACAGUCUACGUCCACCCGAGCUCCGUCCUCAUGGGCGUCGACCCGCCCGUCAAGAUGCUCGUAUACUUUGAGCUCGUCCAGACGACCAAGGAGUACAUGCGCAGCUGCAUGCCCAUCGAACCCAAAUGGCUCGCGGAGCUGGCGCCUCACUUUUACAAAAAGGGCGACGUCGACGCGAUGGAGGAGAAGAAGAUGCCCAAGAGCCGAAAUUAUGAUCGGUGA